AUGAUACUCAACAGAAUUGACGACAGACCAGAGACUCCUGCGCGGGCAACCUCUCAGGAUGGCUCCAAAACACCGUCCGGCUAUAAGCUGUUGGCCCCGAAGCCACAUCAACGUACUGCACCGAACCUUAGCCUUCGCGUCUUGGAAUCGCCGGAGUCCUCCGGUCAAGCUGAACCACGGCGCCCGCAGACACUAAAAGAGUGGAACACCAUGAAAGACAUCAUUAGACAACUUUACCUGGUUGAGAACUUCACUCUUGAGGAGGUUGCGAACACCAUGCUUAGGGAGCACUCUUUUGCAGCUACGUAUGGAAGCUUUCCCACCCUAGCAAGACACCACGCUUCAUAUCGUUCUUUUAUUCCUUAG
Messenger RNA from Colletotrichum gloeosporioides, 366 nucleotides. RefSeq lists its product as uncharacterized. Lineage: Eukaryota; Fungi; Ascomycota; Sordariomycetes; Glomerellales; Glomerellaceae. The coding region runs from base 1 to 366 and encodes 121 amino acids. The transcript has a single exon. The record is from RefSeq and is a predicted model, not a curated record.